GUGAAAGUAGUGAUAGAAGAAGAAAAUGAAAGUAGUGAUAGAAGAAGAAGGAAAAAAAGGGGGAAAAACUUGCUGUAAUUAAAGUCACAAGUUGUCUUGCCUGUAACUGUCAGGAGGGAAGUGCCGUAGUGUCUCGGCGGUAGCUACUGUAUGCUACUGUAUAUGCGUUAAAACUACCUUUCUUCCAAUGUCUGUUUGUUUAGUUGGUAGUUUAAAACCAAACCAGUCAAUAAAUAGUAUUUAAAAGUAUCUGGACGCGCCGGGGUGUCUUCACACCAUGCCAUUAAACCGGGUUAUCGUAGGCUUCUUGCUGCUGCGGCGACCUGAAUGAAGACGCCAGCGUCGGGGUCUCCGGGGGGUUGGCGGCUCAGAUGAGGCGUCCGGUCAUCGCUGCUUGUAGACGAGGAACUGCUGGUGUCUUGCGUCGUUCAUAAAUCAUGGCAGACAUAAGAACUUUCAACGUUGUGAUUUUGGGUUUGGGCUUUUUGUUGAUUUUCACCGCCUUUACCACUUGUGGAAACAUCGAACAAACUGUGCUUAAAAGCUUGGACAAUGGUAGUUUCACUGGAAGUGGUUACCACAGUCUGGGGAUCAUCUAUGGAGUUUUCUCCUUCUCUAAUCUGCUGGCACCAAUGGCCAUUGCGGUAGUUGGACCACGGCUGACUAUGUUUUUCAGUGGCAUACUAUACAGUGGUUACAUAGCGGUGUUCAUCUUCCCAUCCACAUGGUCUUUUUACUUGACCUCUGUGAUGAUCGGCGUCGGAGCAGCCAUGCUUUGGACUGCUCAAGGACACUUUUUGGUUGAAAACUCGGAGGCAUCGACCAUCAACAGGAACACAGGGAUGUUCUGGGCCCUCUUACAGUGCAGUAUGUUGUUUGGCAAUCUCUACAUUUACUUUGACUGGAAUGGGGCCACAGAAAUAUCAGAUGGGAGCAGGAAAACCAUCUUUACAACUCUGCUGGUCACUUCUGUUCUUGGUACACUUACUUUCCUAAUACUGAGGCAGACCGAUCGUCAACAGGAGAUGUUGUCCGAAGAGGAAGGCCAGUCUUUGCUCUCAUCUCACGUGAUGUAUAAGCAAAGAGCAAGGACUGCUGUGAAUGAUGCCAAGUCAGAGUUCAAGAUGAUCCUACAUCUUUUGAAGACAAAAACUAUACUGCUUCUCAGCUGCUGCAUGGCAUACAGUGGUCUGGAGCUGUCUUUUUACAGUGGAGUGUAUGGAACUUGUAUUGGGGCAACUGCACAGUUUGGAGAAGCCGCCAAAGGCCUGAUUGGGAUCUCUGGCAUUGUAGUUGGUGCUGGAGAGAUAGUCGGUGGGGGAUGUUUUGGACUGAUGUGCAAGAACAACCGCUUCAGACGGACCUCGGUAGUCUUUUUGGGCAUGGUUGUCCAUUUUGUUGCCUUCUAUUUGAUCUUCCUCAACAUCCCUGAUGAUGCUCCAGUUGUGAUAAAAACCAGCACACAGGACAAACCAUUUCUGACUCCAAGUGCAUCCAUUGCCAUACUGUGUAGCUUCUUGCUUGGACUUGGUGAUAGCUGUUUCAAUACACAACUGUACAGUAUACUGGGGCACAUUUAUGCCGAGCAGAGCUCGCCCGCAUUUGCCAUCUUCAAAUUCAUCCAGUCUAUUUUUGCAGCGGUGGCCUUCCUCUACAGCGGUUAUCUGCUAUUGACAUGGCAGCUCCUCUUCAUGGUUGUAAUUGGCUUCACUGGAACACUCUGCUUCUUCUUGGUGGAAAGGAUGCAAAAUUUCUCUUUGGACUUGCAAGAAUAUUGAAAAAAAAAAAAAAAAAGCAAAAACAAACCUAUUUUAAUACUGGCAAUUUGUUGGACCAAUACUUUAUGAAGAACCAAAAAAAAGAAAAGAAAACCCUGAUUUAAGGUUAUCACAUGGGGACUCUAAAAAUCACACAAUGUAAAGAGUGAUGCCCAAUGAAUAGCAUUUAAUAUUCAAAAUGUUUGCACUUUUCUUGACACACAAGUUAUUUUGCCUGAUCAAAUCUUUUAAAUGGGCUUGCAUGGUUAUCCAUUUCAAAGUAUUAAGUGUAUCUUGAACAUUGUUUGCUGGUUUAUUUUUAAAUUGUCUUCUACAUGCCACUAAAACCUUUUUUUUUCUACUGUAAUUCCUUGGCAUUACCGGUGUCACUGUAUGAUUUUAAUAGUCACCGCCUUUAUUAAUAGUGUAUCUGCAUUGCUCCCAUCUCAGGAUUUUUAUUUCCAACAUGUAAUUUUUACCCAUGUAAUA
This is a messenger RNA of Lampris incognitus (smalleye Pacific opah), 2246 nucleotides long. Its product is annotated as UNC93-like protein MFSD11. The transcript has 13 exons. The record is from RefSeq and is a predicted model, not a curated record. The coding region runs from base 438 to 1778 and encodes 446 amino acids. Lineage: Eukaryota; Metazoa; Chordata; Actinopteri; Lampriformes; Lampridae.